Molecule: messenger RNA, 1620 nt
Organism: Rangifer tarandus platyrhynchus (Svalbard reindeer)
Lineage: Eukaryota; Metazoa; Chordata; Mammalia; Artiodactyla; Cervidae
Source: the annotation of a GenBank genome assembly
AUGAACUCAACAGGCCACCUUCAGGAUGUGCCCAACACCACCCUGCUCCACGUGCCUCACGCCCAGGGAGGGAACAGUACCGGUAUCCGGGAGGGUCUCCAGGAACCCGUCCACACGGCCACCUUGGUGACCUGUACCUUUCUGCUCGCAGUCGUCUUCUGCCUGGGCUCUUACGGCAACUUCAUUGUCUUCUUGUCCUUCUUCGACCCGGCCUUCAGGAAAUUCAGAACCAACUUUGAUUUCAUGAUCCUGAACCUGUCCUUCUGUGACCUCUUCAUUUGUGGCGUGACAGCCCCCAUGUUCACCUUCGUGUUGUUCUUUAGCUCAGCCAGUGGCAUCCCGGACACUUUCUGCUUCACCUUCCACCUCACCAGCUCGGGCUUCAUCAUCAUGUCCCUCAAGACAGUGGCGGUGAUUGCCCUGCACCGGCUCCGCAUGGUCUUGGGGAAGCAGCCCAACCGCACGGCCUCCUUCCCCUGCACCUUGCUGCUCACUCUGCUCCUCUGGACCACCAGUUUCACCCUCGCCACCUUGGCCACCCUGAAAACCAGCAAGUCACACUUCUGCCUUCCCAUGUCCAGCCUGAUUGCCGGAGAAGGGAAAGCCAUCCUGUCUCUCUACGUGGUCGACUUCACCUUCUGUGUGGCGGUGGUCUCUGUGUCCUAUGUCAUGAUCGCUCAGACACUGCGGAAGAAUGCUCAAGUCAGGAAGUGCCCCGCUGUGAUCACCGUGGAUGCUUCCAGACCACAGCCUUUCAUGGGGGCCCCCGUGAAGGGAGGCGGCGAGCCCAUCCAGUGUCCCAUGCCGGCUUUGUACAGGAACCAGACUUACAACAAACUGCAGCACGUUCAGACCCACGGAUACACCAAGAGUCCCAACCAGCUGCCAGCCCCUGCGGCCAGCCGGCCGCAGCUGGUGUCGGCUGUCAAUCUGUCCACGGCCAAGGACUCCAAGGCGGUGGUCACCUGCGUGGUCAUCGUGCUGUCGGUCCUGCUGUGCUGUCUUCCGCUGGGGAUUUCCUUGGUGCAGGUGGUUCUGUCCAGCAAUGGGAGCUUCAUCCUUUACCAGUUUGAACUGUUUGGGUUUACGCUUAUAUUUCUCAAGUCAGGAUUAAACCCUUUUAUAUAUUCUCGGAACAGUGCAGGGCUGAGAAGGAAAGUGCUCUGGUGCCUCCAGUACAUCGGCCUGGGUUUUUUCUGCUGCAAACACAAGACCCGACUUCGUGCCAUGGGCAAAGGGAACCUCGAAGUCAACAGAAACAAAUCCUCCCAUCAUGAAACGAACUCUGCCUACAUGUUGUCUCCAAAGCCCCAGAAGAAAUUUGUGGACCAGGCCUGUGGCCCAAGUCACUCAAAGGAAAGUGUGGUCAGUCCCAAGAUGUCUGCUGGACAUCAACACUAUGGGCAGAGCAGCUCCACCCCCAUCAACACUCGGAUUGAGCCGUACUACAGUAUCUACAACAGCAGCCCAUCCCAGGAGGGCAUCCCACAUAACUUACAGCCAGUAAACUCCUUUGGGUUUGCCAAUUCAUAUAUUGCCAUGCAUUAUCACACCACUAAUGAUUUAAUGCAAGAAUAUGACAGCACAUCAGCCAAGCAGAUUCCAGUCCCCUCUGUUUAG